AUGCGAGCGAACUCAGCCAUUGCCUUCGUGCUACCGCUUCUCGCCGCGGGCGCGCACCUGGGACACCGUCACAGUUAUGAUCAUGCCGACAUUUACCACCGCGCGGUCAAGACUAAUAUCGUCGUCGUUACCGAGACGGCGUACACUACGCUGACGGUGGAUCUCAUCUCAAGCUCCCCAGAGUCUUCCAGCUGUGCCGUUGCUACCACUUCAGCUGCGCCUCCGCCGUCCAUUACCGUCAAGCUCCCGGAGAAGGGCCCGUCCGACAUCGCGUCCGCAUCUGCAUCAUCUUCCGCUGUGCAAUCAUCCUCUGCACCUCCCAAAUCCCCCUCUUCUAACGGCAAUCACUACGCGCCUCUGAACUCUGAGCCGCAUACUGCUAUAAUUGUCAACUCCUGCGACUACGACGUUUACGUUUCUUCUAUCGGCGAUGUCAAGACCUGUGGCCCUGGUAACAUCUGCAAGCUCGUUCCCGCUAACAGUACCUACUCCGAGCCUAUUCGCACUUGCUACAAGUCCGGUAUUUCCCUCAAAGUCUCGAAGACGGAAGCCAUGACCCAAGUCAUGCAGUUCGAAUACACUGUCUGGGAUGACAAGACCACCAUGUCCUACGAUAUCUCCUACUUAGACUGCCAGGUCAAGACUGACGCCACAACGUUCGAUUUCAGCGCCUGUGUCGGCCACGAAAAGGGCAUACAAGCCGCCGCCAAAGACGGUCCUGUAUACAGUCCAACCAGAAUAGGGCUUCUUUCGCAAACACGGUGGAUAGUAAAAGCCCCUGGAUACUGCGGGUGGACAAAUAUACAUGGUCUCAUGUAUUCUUUCCUACUUUAA
Alternaria atra is the source of this 834-nucleotide messenger RNA. RefSeq lists its product as uncharacterized. The record is from RefSeq and is a predicted model, not a curated record. The transcript has 3 exons. The coding region runs from base 1 to 834 and encodes 277 amino acids. NCBI's taxonomy places the organism in Eukaryota, Fungi, Ascomycota, Dothideomycetes, Pleosporales, Pleosporaceae.